GCCAACUCCAACUCUCUGGUGCCUCCAUUGCCACAUCUUUUUCCAAUGUUACUGGCUUCAGUGUUCUUGGGGAAAUCCAACCAGAUCAAUUGAAGAACCGACGGGGAUUGAAUUACCAUCGGACUAUGUGGGUGCACUGUACACCCGUAUAGAUUUGGAAAAACCACAUAUACCGAUAAAACGAUGGGAGACAAGAUUUGAACCCUUAACCUCCCACCCUACCAAGAAAUUGGCUCUUCUUGACUCUGCACUAUUUAUGUAGAAUGCCCAAUGCGGACCAGGGUCUAUAACACCAGAUCCAAUCAUACAUAAAUUAUUAGGUGGUGCUGAACUUGUACCACUAAGUUAUCACAGUUUGGGAUGUCAAGUGCACUGGAGACCUUGUGUGGUCAGGCUUUUGGAGCAGAACAAUACCAGAGACUUGGAACCUAUACUUAUGGGGCCAUCAUAUGUCUCUUUAUAGUUUGUAUACCAAUAUCCCUUCUGUGGAUCUUCACUGACAAGCUGUUAAUACUCACUGGCCAAGAUCCUGUAAUUGCAACUGAGGCUGGCAAAUACUUGAUCUGGCUCAUACCUACACUAUUCCCUUAUGUCAUUCUCCAGUCACUUGGUUGCUUUCUCCAGACUCAGAGUUUAGUCUUUCCAAUGCUGCUUAGUACAGUUGCAUCGGUAUCCUUACAACUACCUCUUUGUUGGGUUCUUGUAUUCAAGUUGAAGCUUGGGAAUGCUGGAGCAGCUUUGUCAAUUGGUAUAUCAUAUUGGUUAAACGCCAUCUUGCUUGUGCUGUAUGUGAAGUAUUCUUCUUCCUGUAAAAAAACUCGUGUUCCUUUCUCAAUGGAUGCUUUUCAAACAAUGGGGGGAUUCUUCCGUUUUGCUAUCCCUUCCGCUGUAAUGAUUUGUUUGGAGUGGUGGGCAUUUGAGAUAGUUGUGUUGCUGUCUGGCCUGUCACCAAAUCCUAAGCUAGAGACCUCUGUGCUAUCUAUAUGCUUAACCAUUACUUCACUGCACUACCUCAUACCGUACUCUUUUAGUGUUGCUGCAAGUACACGGAUAUCAAAUGAGCUAGGAGCUGGGAAUCCAGUGGCAGCAAGAAUUGCUCUUUGUACGGUACUAUUAGAAUCUGUAUCAGAAUUUUUUCUGGCAAGCAUAACUUUAUAUGUCUGCCGUUCCAUACUUGGAUAUGCCUUCAGCGACGAGAAAGAAGUUAUUGACUAUGUCAAACGCAUGACUUAUCUUCUAUGCAUUUCCAUCAUCAUGGAUGGCACACAAGCAGUAUUAUCAGGGGUAGCAAGAGGAAGUGGAUGGCAGCACUUAGGAGCUUAUGUAAAUCUUGGGGCAUAUUAUCUGGUUGGAAUUCCGGUGGCUUUAAUCCUGGGAUUUGCACUGCAUUUAAGAGGAAUGGGUCUCUGGAAUGGACUGGUCGCUGGAGCCACGGUGCAAAGUCUUCUCUUGUCCAUCAUCACAGGCCUGACAAACUGGGAAAAUCAGGUAAUUGAAGCUAGACGCAGAAUAUAUGAAGGGGAAGAAGAAAAGGCCACUCCAGUGUGAGACCGUGAGUCAAUUGGAUGGAAAAACUAGCAAUUGCAGGGCACAAAUGAGCUUUUUCAUGUGCUUGAACUGCACUAAAGUACAACUCUUCAAAUGAUAACGUAAUGUCGAGAAAGUUUAAUUGCAUAAUUCAAAGAUAUGCUAUAAUUCAUUAGUGCCUUUCAAUUAACUGCAUUCAUUCUUUGCAGUUAAUGAAAUAUUUGGUAAGUAUUAAUAAGUAAGAUAAAGAUGAUUAAAAGGUUUUGGUCUAGUGGUAAAAGUUAAAUUUACUCCCUUCUAGAAAAAACUAAAAAAAAAAAAAGAUUUGGAUGAUAACAUGAGUUAAUUUAAUAGUGAAAGCGUCGAAACUCGUUUUGGUCAGUCGAAACUCGUUUUCCUCCAUGGCAAUAUUUUUGUUGCACUUUGCCUCCUGUUAUUAAGUCACACCUAGCUUUUACAGAUAAACUCUAUAAAGUUUCAUUUUUACCUUAUCUCCAUUUUCCUCUUUUCUUCUUUUUCCUGCCCAACUUUUUCAUGUCACCCAUUUCUAAUGAUAUUCAUUUGUUUUAGAAAAUCAUGAAUUGAGUUCCCAAAAAAAAAAAAUCUAAUCAUAUUAAGUAAAUUCAAAACCUUGCUAUUGUUAAACAUAUUCUUUCUAAAAUUGUGAAAUCAAUAAAUGGAGGUACGACACAACUUUUGGUAAGAUAUCUCUUUUGCACGUGUCAUGGAAAUUUGAAUAUUUCAAUCGAAAAUUUUGUUGUAAAACUUGGAUGGUAUUCUUUUUUUGCUAAUUAUUUUAUGACUUUUUAAUGUAUGAAAUGAUUUGAUUUUAGAUUAUAAAAUAUAUUUCAAGAGCAUGUGAUUUUCUCAAGUGGUUGGAUUCCAUUUGUAAGGAGUACGAACAUCAUCCCGAAAUAAAAAAAAAAUGAAUUCUCCAAACUUUAGUCGGAGGAGUCGGAAGGGGGGUGGGUGGGCAUUGCUCUUUCCUUGUGUUUGAACUUUGAAGGUCAAUACAGUGAAAGCAGGCUUGGCAGUUGGUGCGGUCUGAGACUAAGAGCUUCCAUUAUCACAUUUUGGAGGGGCCAAUGUUCAAGCUUUUAAACCAUUUUAUAACAUUCUUCCAAAUCGUGGUAAUCUUUUUAGUGUUUGUUAAUGUCCACCUUUGGCACUAAAGCAAUUCCUUGCUUGUCAUUUCCUCCAAGCUUUUCUUUUGUUGAGUGGUACAUUACCAAUUUGGCAUUUCGCAUACACGAAAUUCUGAUGCUAUAUGUGGAUGAUUUACUUGAUACAGCACUCUCAUAAGAAUUUUUUUCUGUGCCUGUCCAAAAAUGGCAAGCUCAAGAAUCAACGAGGAUAGGAGCAACCGAUCUGCUGCUUAUAGAGCAGUCUUAGAGGGAAAAAAACAGUCAGUAGAAACCUUUCGCAGUUUCUGGAGGGAAGAAGGUGUGAAACCACUUGAUAAACGUGGUGAUACUGUUCUCCAUUUUCUGGCCGUUUACGGAAAUGUGGAUGCCUUCAGAUUACUUCUCCAGGAUGGUCUUGUGACAAUUGAAAAUCUGAAGGCAAAGAAUGUCAAUGGCCACACUGCAUUGCAUGAAGCUGCAAGAUUUGGCCACAAGGAUGUUGCAGAGAUCAUGUUAAGG
Messenger RNA from Coffea eugenioides, 3170 nucleotides. Its product is annotated as protein DETOXIFICATION 14-like. Gene Ontology annotation, molecular function: xenobiotic transmembrane transporter activity; antiporter activity. The record is from RefSeq and is a predicted model, not a curated record. The transcript has 8 exons. Gene Ontology annotation, cellular component: membrane. Gene Ontology annotation, biological process: xenobiotic detoxification by transmembrane export across the plasma membrane. Bases 361 to 1548 code for a protein of 395 amino acids. NCBI's taxonomy places the organism in Eukaryota, Viridiplantae, Streptophyta, Magnoliopsida, Gentianales, Rubiaceae.